ACUCCCUACCGAGUUAAGUGUUAACGACAAAUGUUUAUUCCGGAGGGAUUACACAAAAAGUUCAUCUUGCCCCAUUCCCUCUCCUAUUCCUCGACCCCUGCACGGCUGCACCCCUCCUACGUUUUCGUCCGUUGCCCGCCGGUCUUCUGUGUUGCGCUCUCUCUCUCACUGUGCAGGAAUUUGCUGAUUUGAAUUGAUAACACAAUGAGAAAGAGACGGAGUUCCCACGUUGCUCGUAGUAGUUAUUGGAAUCAUUCUAUGCUUUUACGUCGUUUAGGGAGUUGUAACCGUUAUGAGAGUGUGGAGGAUGUUGUGAAAGAUUUGUGUUCGAGGUAUUCGGAGUACAAAAGAUUGAGUGCUGCAAUUCUCACUAAAAAUGUUCAAGAGGCUCUUUCUGAAUUAAACUGGAAGCAAAAUAAAGAUAGUGGGCGCAGAGAUGUUAAUGUUCGACAAUCAACGUCAACUUCAUCGUCAUCAUCUUCAUCUUUCGAGUCAAAUUCAAUGUCGGCACCAACAGACGGGCAAGUUUCAAAUCCAAAGUUUGACUUUAUGAAAUCGACGCUGAGGGAAACCUAUUGCCAUGGUGGAUUUGAAUCUGAUAAGACAGAAGAGAGUAUGAAAAAGAAAAAAGAGAUAACAAAUGUGGAAUUAUUAGAAAAGGAAGAAGAAAAUGAUGCAAUGGAGGAUAUUGUAAUGCAUGAGAGAAUAGAUGGAGGAACAGGAAGAAAGGAUUUGGAUUUAGAGCAUGGAAGAGAUAAGGUGCAAGGGCAGCCUAUGUUUAAGGAUUUUGGUGGUAUGCAUGAUGUAUUGGAGGAAUUGAAAUACAAUGUGCUUAUCCCACUUCGUUAUCCUGAACUCCUCAACCGACUAAGUCAGUUACAUGCAGGGCCACCAACAGGAAUAUUACUGCAUGGACCUCCUGGGUGUGGAAAGACCAUGUUGGCUCAAGCUAUAGCUAAUGAGGCCAAUGUUCCUUUAUAUCAGAUUGCAGCGCCUGAGAUAGUAUCUGGUGUUUCGGGUCAAUCAGAAGAAAACAUCCGUGAUCUAUUCUUGAAAGCUCGCAGGACUUCUCCUUCAAUUAUAUUCAUUGAUGAGAUUGAUGCCAUUGCGGAAAAAAGAGAAAACUUGCAGAAAGGGAUGGAAGGGAGAAUUGUCACUCAACUAUUGAAAUGCAUGGAUAAUAUCUAUGGGCUUGCACUUGUAGCUGAUCCAAAGAGUUCCAAUUGUGAGAGUAGACCAUCUUUAUCUCCGGCAGUUCCGGAGAUUUCAGUUCCUGAGAGGAGGCAAAGCCAUGUUCUUGUUAUUGGAGCAACCAACCGCCCAAACUCUCUCGACCCUGCAUUAAGGCGACCUGGAAGAUUUAGCUGGGAGAUUGAACUAGGAGUUCCAGAUGAAAAUGCAAGGUUUGAGAUACUUUCGGUGCUGACACAUGAUCUUGGUGUUCAAGAGGGUUUGGACCUUAAAAAGAUGGCUAGGGAUACACAAGGGUUUGUAGGGGCUGACUUGGAAGAAUAUGUUAGGAAAGCUUCUUUACAUGCUAUGCAGACAAUGAUAAACUUAAAGAAGGCUGGGGACAAUAAGGAGCGUGCGCUUGAGCACCAUGAUGACAAUUGGUGGAAGAAUUUACAUUUUAUGCAUGGAGAAGUGGAAACACUCUACCCCACAAUGGCAGAUUUUGAGGUUGCAGUUAAACGCGUUCAACCGUCUUUGAAAAGGGAAGGUUUCUCUACAGUUCCUAAUGUUAAAUGGGAAGAUGUUGGAGGCCUUGGUACCUUAAGGGAGGAGUUCCAGAGCUGUAUAAUUAAUCCUAUAAAGUAUCCUGAAGAAUAUGGGGCGUUUAGAGAGGAUUUACCUGCUGGUUUUUUGCUUUAUGGCCCCCCUGGUUGUGGUAAAACGCUGAUUGCCAAGGCUGUUGCUAAUGAGGCUGGAGCCAGUUUCAUAUAUAUCAAGGGUCCUGAACUUAUGGACAAAUAUGUUGGUGAAAGUGAAUUGGCUGUUCGCAAAAUCUUUAGCCGUGCUAGGACAUGUUCUCCAUGUAUUCUCUUCUUUGAUGAGGUGGAUGCUUUGACUGCAAAUCGUGGAGAAUCUAGUGGGGUUACUGAUAGGGUUCUUAAGCAGCUUCUUAUUGAGCUAGACGGUGCGGAGGAAAGACGGGGGGUGUACAUCAUUGGUGCUACAAAUCGACCUGAGUUGAUAGAUCGUGCUUUAUUGAGGCCUGGAAGAUUCGAGGAACUAUUAUACAUCCCUCUGCCUAGUCCUCAGGAACGUGGCUUAAUAUUGAGAGCCCUUGCUAGGAAGAGACCAAUAGAUACCAAUGUGGAUUUGAUCGAGAUUGCAGAGAGGACGGCUUGUGAUAAUUUUAGUGGUGCUGAUGUUGCCUGCCUGAUGCGCAGAGCCAGUAGGGUGUCUCAUCAGGAGAUGCAAUUAUCGAAGCAGAAGGGUUCAGGUGCCAUUCUGUGGAUUAUUAACACAAGUCAUUUCGAAAAAGCAUUGGUGGGAAUGUCUCCUUCUGUUAACAAAAAGCAACGAGAAUUCUAUGAUAGUCUGUCGCGCAGUUUUAAGCCAACCUAAGAAGUAUGCAGAUGAAACUCAUGAAAGUACUACACACUCGUGGAGGGAGAUGACGAAUGACGAGCCUAUAAUCAAAAGGCGUGCUUAUGUUAGAACUUCAUGUUGGGGAUUUGGAGAAGCCUUUAUCAACAACAAUUCAGCACCAGCUCCUGGACCAUCUUACAUUUCGAAUACAAUAGUUUAGAGAGAGCUAUUUAUUUUUUAUUUUUUUAUAAGGGUUUUUACUCUUUUUCAUGAGGGCCGGUUGGCGAUUCUAGGCAAAUCCCAGGGUUAACGAGCCUUAGAUAUACGAAGUAUCUUGUUUUAUGUUGAGAUGCAAGGCAACAUAAAUUUUGUAGCAACUUCUUUUUAUACAACAGCCUCCUAUUGUUUAUGGAAUCAACAUAUAUUGCAUCA
Spinacia oleracea (spinach) is the source of this 2967-nucleotide messenger RNA. Its product is annotated as cell division control protein 48 homolog C. NCBI's taxonomy places the organism in Eukaryota, Viridiplantae, Streptophyta, Magnoliopsida, Caryophyllales, Amaranthaceae. The coding region runs from base 205 to 2571 and encodes 788 amino acids. Gene Ontology annotation, molecular function: ATP binding; ATP hydrolysis activity. The transcript has 12 exons. The record is from RefSeq and is a predicted model, not a curated record.